Entrophospora sp. SA101 is the source of this 1677-nucleotide messenger RNA. The record is from the annotation of a GenBank genome assembly. NCBI's taxonomy places the organism in Eukaryota, Fungi, Glomeromycota, Glomeromycetes, Entrophosporales, Entrophosporaceae.
AUGCCAAAAGCAACUGACAAAACUUUUGUAGAAAAAUUACAUAGUUUAUGGAAAGACAAAUCAUCAAUAUAUCAAGUUCCGCGUUUUCAGCAAGGUUUCAUAUUACAACAUUAUGCUGCUAAAGUAGAGUACAGAACUGAAGGAUGGCUUAAUAAAAACAAAGAUCCGUUGAACGAAAAUAUUACUAAACUACUGGCUUACUCAAAUUGCGAAUAUAUUGCAUCUUUAUUCCAAGAUUUUUAUGGUGACAACAAUAACAUUAUAGAUUAUGGAACAAAAAAUCGUGUUAAACGUGGUGCCUUUAGAACUGUAGGACAUCGCCACAAAGAACAAUUACAUUCAUUAAUGAAACAAUUAUACUCAACUCAUCCACAUUUUGUCCGAUGUAUUGUUCCUAAUGAAGAGAAAAAGCCAGGAAAGAUUUAUGUGCCAUUAGUACUUGAUCAAUUAAGAUGUAAUGGUGUUCUUGAAGGCAUUAGGAUAUGUCGUACUGGAUUCCCUAAUCGAUUGGGGUUUGUCGAAUUUCGUCAACGUUAUGAAAUCUUGGUCCCAGGGAUUAUUCCUGAUGGAUUUAUUGACGGCAGAGAGGCUGCACGGCAAUUAUUGGAGGCUUUUAAUCUGGAUAGUUCACAAUAUCGUAUUGGAUUAAGCAAAGUUUUAUUUAAAUCUGGAGUGUUGGCAGAAUUAGAAGAAAUAAGAGAUGGCAAAUUAGCGCAUGUUUUUACACGUUUUCAAGCAUAUUGUCGUGGUCAUUUGGCAAGAAAACAAUAUGAAAUAUUAUCUAAAAAAGUUCAAGCAGCACGGAUCAUCCAAAAGAAUGUAAGGGUUUAUAACCAAUUAAGAAAGAAUUCAUGGUGGAAUCUUUAUUCCAAAGUCAAACCGACCUUGAAUACUACUCGUUGGGAGGAACAAAUAAAACUUAGGGAUAAUCGUAUACGCGAAUUGGAGGAGAGAUUGAAAUUCGAGACCCAGGAACGGGAAAGACUUGAAGCCUUAACUGUGCAAUUGGAAUCUGAAAAGACGGUGUUGGAAGAAACAUUGGACGACGAGAGAGUUUUAGCUCAGGGUAACGAGGAAAUAUUAGCUCAAACUCGACAACGAGAACGAGAUUUAGAGGAGGAAGUUGAUGAGUUGACAGAAGAGGUAGAGAAACUCGAAGGAGAAUGUGAACAAUUGGCAAGGUCUAAGGAAACACUUGAAAAUCAAAUGCAAGAACUUGGAUUGCUAGAUGCACCAGAUCAAUUAUUGGUAUUGAAAGAGGCUGAAGAGACACAAAAAGAAGUUAUUAGGCUUGAACGAGCUAAUAAAGCACUUCAGGUUGAGCUUGAUGAAUUGAAAGAGAAAUUGGAAGAUGAGAGGACCGAGAAACAAAAAGGUUCGAUGAACCGACGAAAACUUAUGUCACAGUUACAAGAAUAUCAGAUGAAACUUGAAACAGAUACUCAAAAAUAUAGUGGAUGGGAAGAUUCAGUGGCAUCAUAUAGAGAAAAGAUUACAUCACUGGCCUCAAAUCUUGAGUCGUCAGAAUUGGCACGAAUAAAAGCAGAAAAAUCUGAAGGUCUACUGAAACUCCAUAUAAACGAACUUGAAGAAUCAAUGGUCGAAAUAUGUAUUAGUAAUUUUAUGAAAAUUCAAGAAUUACUAAAAUUUUCCAUCUCUUCAGGGAAAUCCGAAUAA